Nannospalax galili (Upper Galilee mountains blind mole rat) is the source of this 765-nucleotide messenger RNA. RefSeq names its product transmembrane protein 217 (gene Tmem217). The transcript has 2 exons. The record is from RefSeq and is a predicted model, not a curated record. NCBI's taxonomy places the organism in Eukaryota, Metazoa, Chordata, Mammalia, Rodentia, Spalacidae. The coding region runs from base 133 to 705 and encodes 190 amino acids.
GGAAAAUCUGGCCUCUUGCUUGGAGAAACUCAGACCAGUGGAUGAGCAGGAAGUGAUGAUCAGAAAAGUUAAGAGAGAAGAAUCCUGAGUUAAGGGAGUGAAGAAUCCUGAGUUCCCUAUAGAGGUGUGGGCAUGAGGCAGAAGCGCUGGUGCGGGCUGACAACCAGGAUGGGCACCGUGCUGUCGGGAGUCUUUUCCAUCAUGGCCACGCACAUGCACCUCAUAUUUGAAAGGAAACACCUGGGGGAUGUCAACUGCACGGAUUACAACCACAGCCACAGCGUCAACGUGGCCAGUAACUUCAUCAUCUGCUGGAAUUUUGAAAUCGUCAUCGUCCUGUCUGUCAUCACCUUGGUAGUCAGCAGCUUUUUCCUGUACUGCGUAUUCGCCCAGAUCUACAGGGGCCUCAUAGGCUACGUCGUCUGGAUCGUCUCCUAUGAGUCUGCGAACCUGGGGGUGCAGAUCCUCACCCACGAGUUUAAAAUGGCCUGGGUCAGAGCCAUGCGCUGGUUCGGCUGGGUGUUCCGCACAUCUCUGCACUGUUUCUGGAUAUUCUUUGUCAUCGCCCACGCCCAGGUCAUCUACAACAGUCAGAAACGAGGCAACAUUCUCUCCUACCACCCGCAUAUCUCUAUGGCUACCAGAGAUACUCCGCGCCGAAAAGCAAAGAUCCUAAGCUUCAUCCACCACUAUGGUGAUGAAUGAUGGUGGCCAUUUUCUGUCGCCCAGAGGUUCUCAGGGUAAUCCUAGUUCCCCAUAUGUUUG